Messenger RNA from Sander lucioperca (pikeperch), 2401 nucleotides. RefSeq lists its product as uncharacterized. The record is from RefSeq and is a predicted model, not a curated record. The coding region runs from base 559 to 1362 and encodes 267 amino acids. NCBI's taxonomy places the organism in Eukaryota, Metazoa, Chordata, Actinopteri, Perciformes, Percidae. The transcript is spliced from 2 exons.
AUCUUUAAGGUUGUUGUGGUGGAGGAUGGCUUUAAACUAUCUCCCUGUUUCUGCUACUACUUGAUGACUGGUGAUCACCAAGAAUAACUGGGCUCAUCGUGGGACUGGCCUGGACCAGCCACAGAUUCCCACGACCCCUCCUCCACACACGCGCGCGCACACACACACACACACACACACACACACACACACACACACACACACACACACACACACACACACACACACAAAACAGACAAAUCAAAACACAAGCUGUAGAGGCGCACAAGCAGUGAGGACACAGGCAGAGCGGCUUUGCACCACUUUUAGUAAGACUGUUUUUACUAUAAAAGCUUCAUUUCAGGAUCCGCAGCGCCGUCUUUUGCGCUGCACACUGGCUCACACAGUAAAGGAAAGGAUGAAAAACGUCUUAAUGUGAAUAGGAAUACUGUGAAAAUCUGGAUUUAACACACGGAGGAGUGGGAGGAAUAACGCAACUCAUGGUUAUUUAUUUUGAUGAUGCUGAGGAGCCAGUUUCUGCUUCGGAUUUACGUCCAAAAACAAGUCUGAAGCCAGAGGAUGACAGCAGCCAGUCCUGUCUGCAGCCCCGCCUCCUCCCACUCUUCCCAGUCAUCACCUGUUUGCCUCCCAGCAUGCCAGAGACACCUGAUGAAAGGCAAAGCCCUCCAGACCAAACUGCCCUUGCGCUCUGCCCCAGGUGUGUGGCUCCUGCUGGGUGUAGUGGUGGUUUUGGUGGGGAUGGCUGUUGCGGUGGCAGGCUACGUAUCCGCAGCACCGAAGGCCGUCAGCAUCGGCCGAGGCAGCACCCACACUGAGCGGAUGAAACUGGCCGGGCCCGUGAUCAUGGGAGUGGGCCUGUUCAUCUUCAUCUGCGCCGCCACACUGCUGUACGAGAACCGGGAUCUGGAAGUCCUCAGACGAGAGUCACCUGAUGAUCUUGAGGAUCUGAAGGGAGGAGACGGCUGGGAGGAUUCGCAGGAGCAGCCCAGCUUCAGCUGUCAGGAGCAGUGGGGGUACAAAGAUGGAGAGCAGGGAUCCUGGGGCGCUCCGACCCACACACUCCCCCUCUCAAACGAGAACUGCGGUCCUCCUCUUAACCCACCUCACAGGAACACACACAACACUGGCAGCAGGCCAUCACCGCCACCUCCUUCAGAUGCAGGAGGUGGAGAUAGGGAGGAGGUGGAGGAGCAGGAGAAGGAGGGAAGAUCCACUCUGCUGGCCCGAGUUCUGCACCACCAGGAGCCAACUCCUCACCCUCCCUCCCCCUGCCCGUCCAUCUCCCACUCCUCUGUCUACUCAAACUCUUGCAAUUCCAGUGAAAUCAACUUCAACAUACGGACAGGCUUUCCUCAACACUGAACCACCCCCCCCACUGGUUCAACUUCUACUGUAUCAUAAAAUAUGCAUGAUGAGAUUCAUUCGGAAGUUUCACGUGUAGACACACACUUAGGACAAGACUAUGCAUUCUUCAAUGAACAGAUGAAAUGUUUGUUGGUAUGUUUUAGUGCCUCCGAGUGGCGCAGUAGCUCUGAGUCACUGUCUGUGAAGGGUGUUUUGUCCUACAUCGUUCUCUGACUCACCCACGUUUGAAAGAUUGAAGCUAUGCUGUUUGAUGUCAACUCACCAUCUUGUUGUCUUUGAACUAACCCAUGCCCCAAAAUCCCUAAAGCCACUGCUUGUUUGACCAUAUUUGGACGUGAGAAGGAUUGCUGAAAACUUAUUUGGGUGCAGUACUGGCAGAUGGACUCACUCCCUCCCUCUCUCUCUCUCUCUCUCUCUCUCUCUCGCUCUCUCACACACAUGCAGUGGUACAACGUCUUAAUUUCUUUGCUGGAGAGGUUUUGUUAAGUGGAUGAGCCAGAUUAGGUUUUAAACGAGUCUUUAUCUAAUCUCACACGUACUGUAAUCUACUCUUUAUCUGAGGAAAUUGCGUCUCGGUAUAAACAGGAGAAGCACACAGGGCCACACUCUCUUACUCGACACCUACAUCCACGCUAUAAAUACCAGCUGCUGCUCUGUACACAUGCAAGUGUAGACUCCAGUUUCAGUGUUUUCCUGUAAUUCAACUUUUUUUUUUUUAAUUCACAUUGUCAGCUGCUCAGUUUUUCUCCCUUUGUCGAGUGUGGUGAGGCGAGAUAUAAGAACUUCAAUCAGAUGGUGGAUAGAAAAAAAAGAGCAAUGACAAAAUCUGGUAAGGCUGUUAUGAUUUAUUCCUGACGCAGCUUAACUGAGUAAAGCGGUCCUAUGAGUCGUGUAACUGAAGCCUCACUCUCCCACCAUCCCGACCUUUUAUCUGCUCUCGCUUCAUCAUCUGAUUCCUACGCUUUAUUCAAAUACCCCAUCCUCCAUCUCAAUCCUUGGCUUCUGCAAAACAUUGCAGAGUAAAAUGUUAUCGGGU